GCCAGGCACGGGAGAGGCAGGUUUUGGCUCCAACAAAAGGAAUACGUCGGUGAAAUGGCAGCAGAAAUGCGUUUUCUGGGAGUGAUCUUCAUAGCCGUGCAUGCGAUGCGAGCGAUGUCCCUUCCGGUGUCGAGCCCGGCGAGCGAAGGUGACACGAAGGUGAUGAAAUGCAUCGUGGAAGUCAUCUCGGAUACUCUGUCCAAACCCAGUCCUCUUCCCAUCAGCCAGAGCUGCCUGGAGACCCUCCGCAGAGAUGAACGAAUUAUCUCCAUUCUGCGGCAUCAGAACCUCUUAAAGGAGCUUCAGGAACUGGCAGCUCGAGGAGCCACAGAGAGGGUGCAGAAGAAGAGCGGUGUGUUUGAGGACGAACCUUCAGGAGUCCUUGAGAGUCAAAACAACAAGCCCGAGGCAUCCGAUAUAUCAGAGGAGAUCACGGAGACUCCCAAGACUUCAUCGGCCGAAAGCUCCUCGGAGAGCCGCGAGACAAAGAGACAGACUGAGGAGGAAGAGGAGGCUCCGGAAAGCAGCCGGGAGGAAAACAUCGCGGACGAGCUGGAAAGCAACGACAUCGACAAGAGAGAGCCAGCCGCCGCCGACGAGGACAUAGACAACCACAUCACAGACCACAUCAACGACCAGGACCUCCCAGCAGAAGACAACACAAGCGAUGUCCACGACUCCGAGGAGAAAGAGGCAGCGGCCGAGAACAAAACCGAGUCCGGCGAGACGGAAGAGACAAGAGACACCGAGAAAGCCGAUUCCAAAGCAGACAGCGAAGAAGCCGAGACCCAGAGAGAUGACGAAUCGAUGACGGCUCCAGAGGAACACGAAUCGGAAAAAGACGAGACCUCGUUAGACAGCGGUAACAGCAAAGACGGCGAGCGGUUGGACGGCGGGAACUCUCAUUACCACGAGCACAGGAGCGAAGAGGAGACCUCGUCCGCCGAGCUGGACGAUUCCAAGCGAUUUAACAAAAUGGACGAGCUGGCGAAGCAGUUGACCUCCAAGAAGUGGGCCGAAGAAAACGGCAGCGAGGAGGCCGGGCUCGGGUCCAAGGAGUGGAAAUACGACCCCGGAACCCAGGAGAGCGACGAGAGACGUCCGUGGCAGCACCCAAGAGGUGACGGCGCCGAGAGCGAGUCUCAGACCGCAAAGAGACCCGAUCCAGAAGAGAAGAAAGAAGAAGAAGGAAGCGCCAACCGGAAGACCGAGGAUCAGGAGUUGGAGAGUCUCGCCGCCAUCGAGGCCGAGCUGGAAAAGGUCGCACACAAACUUCACGAACUAAGAAGGGUUUGAGCCUCAAACUUCUCUGGGAAUCUUUCCGACGGCACCUUCUUUCCUCCCCAAUUCAAUCUCUCUGCCAGAGAGGCCAAAAAUCACACAGCAUAUUUUUUUUAGAUUUUUUGGGGCAUUUUCUGCAGGAUUCUGGCAAAUCACACAAUAAGUUAUAAUUUAUCAAUCACAUUACACACGACAGGGCGAAGUCAAUAAUUCUCUAAAUGUUUGUGAAAACUCUGUUUGUUUUAAACAAUAUCUGUGAAUUACCAAAUACUUGAGAUUAUCGGGCAAAAAAGGCCGAGGGAAUUCCAAUUUUUUUUUUCACAUUAAUUUUUUAUGCUGAAUGCUUUUUUUUGGGGGGGUUUAAAUGAUUUUCAUUAGAUUGACAUAUUGCAAUAACUUGUUACCUUUUGAUUAAAUGUGGGAACAUGGGGUAUAUUCUCUAUAUAAAAAUAAUUACAGGGAAAUAAAAUGCAGGAUUUUUCCUCUGUC
This is a messenger RNA of Spea bombifrons (plains spadefoot toad), 1770 nucleotides long. It is a transcript of the gene CHGA, whose product is annotated as chromogranin A. The transcript has 9 exons. The record is from RefSeq and is a predicted model, not a curated record. Lineage: Eukaryota; Metazoa; Chordata; Amphibia; Anura; Pelobatidae. Bases 55 to 1296 code for a protein of 413 amino acids. Gene Ontology annotation, cellular component: chromaffin granule. Gene Ontology annotation, biological process: negative regulation of insulin secretion; defense response to bacterium; negative regulation of catecholamine secretion.